AUCGCCCUACCGAAGAAAAAAAAAUUCAACUACAAGCCGCUUUGCCUCGAUUUUUAACAUCAUCUCAACUUUCUCCACAAUCUCCCUCUAAGUCCCUUCUGAUUAUACCCAUCAAUCCCAAAUCUUAAAUCUCACCUAGGGCCUAGGUUUAUCAAUCAAAUUUUAGUGCUGAGAUGAAGCCAAUUAGGCUCCCGGAGCCGCCAGGAAGCCCGAAGCGGAUGGGCGGAGUUCCAGAUAUAUUUGAAACCGGCGUUUACGACGUCGUCCGCCGCGCAGUUAUAAUCGGCAACGGUUUUCCGGCGUCGGAGAAUCAGAGCAUGGGAUUGGUUCGAGCACUUGGCUUAAGUGCUAAGCAAACGCUCUAUAGGGUUACGAGACCAACAGGAGGAAUCAAUGAGUGGCUUCACUGGCUUCCAGUUUCUAUCCAUAAGAAAUUGUACUUUAUCAUUAGCCGGAUAUAUGGGUAUUCAACUUAUUUUAUUUCCAGAAGAGGGAGGAAACUAGCACAUUUGCCUGCAGGAAAUGGUGUUGGUGUGGGUUUAUCAUCAGUGUUGGAAGCUGAUGUAAAGAGUAUUGUCAAAAUGGCUAAGGACACUUUUGAGAAGGAUGGCCCACUGCUUGUAGUUGCAUCUGGCAGAGAUACAAUUUCAAUUGCAAGCUCUAUAAAAAGAUUAGCAUCUGACAAUGUGUUUGUUGUCCAGGUUCAGCAUCCACGGUCUCAUUUGGACAGAUUUGAUAUGGUGAUAGCGCCAAAACAUGAUUAUUACUCAUUGACCCCUCAGGCACAAGAGCAGGUUCCUCGCUUUCUUCGGAAAUGGAUAACACCGCAUGAGCUUCCUGGUGAUCAUGUCGUCCUCACAGUAGGAGCACUUCAUCAAAUAGAUUCUGCUGUACUUCGUACUGAAGCUAAUGCCUGGCAUCAUGAGUUUGCACCUCUGCCUAAGCCAUUGCUUGUAGUUAAUAUUGGAGGACCCACAAGGUACUGCAGAUAUAGCACAGACCUUGCAAAACAACUGAUAGCGUCCCUUCACAAUGUUCUCACGAGCAGUGGAAGUGUCAGGAUAUCUUUCUCAAGGCGGACACCUGAAAAGGUUUCUAAAUUAGUAAUUAAAGAACUUGGAACUCAUCCCAAAAUCUACAUAUGGGAUGGUGAAGAACCUAAUCCACAUUUAGGACAUCUGGCUUGGGCUGAUUCUUUUAUUGUCACGGCUGAUUCAGUUAGCAUGUUGAGUGAGGCUUGCAGCACCGGGAAGCCUGUUUAUGUUGUUGGAGCUGAACGCUGCACCUGGAAACUUAUGGAAUUCCAUAAGAAUCUAAGGGAAAGAGGCAUGGUCAGACCAUUUACAGGUCUGGAGGAUAUGUCAGAAACCUGGGGCUACCCUCCUUUGAACGAUACCGCUGAGGCAGCAAGUCGGGUGCAUAAAGCACUUGGUGAGCGAGGAUGGAGAAUACGAGCAUAAAACCACUUAUAUACACUGUUGUUGCAACAUAUAUCAUAACAUAAAAUAAAAUAAAAAACUCCAAUAGCGCAUGCUUUUCCUUAUCUUCCCCCAAACUUUAGCUUCUCUUUUACAUAGAGAAAGAGCCAUAGAUAUACUAGUAUAUGUUUUAUACUAGUAUAUUUGGUUUUACUUGUAAAAUAAUGAUUACCUUCAUUCAUGCGGCCUGUAAAUUUUGGUACCUUGAGUAGGCUGUAAAGUAAAAGUAAUCUUUGUGAAGGCCUUUGUGCUAUAUCGAAUUUUUAUAUGCAUUCAGAAUUCAAAACUUUCCCAGUUCA
Salvia hispanica is the source of this 1777-nucleotide messenger RNA. RefSeq names its product mitochondrial fission protein ELM1-like. Lineage: Eukaryota; Viridiplantae; Streptophyta; Magnoliopsida; Lamiales; Lamiaceae. Gene Ontology annotation, cellular component: mitochondrial outer membrane. The record is from RefSeq and is a predicted model, not a curated record. Gene Ontology annotation, biological process: mitochondrial fission.